AUGAAGGCGACACUGGCACUAUUGAUUGCCGUCCUAGGUGUUAGCCAUACUGGCCUAGGCCACUACGUCUGGAGCGCCCUGAUUCUGGAUGGGGAGAGAACCGCUGACUACAAAUAUGUUCGAAAAGAUCAAAGGCCCCCGGGUGACGAGAACGUACCUGUUACUGAUAUAGAAUCGUCGGACAUUCGCUGCAAUUAUGGUGGCACGUCCACAGGAACUUCUGUUGAUAUCGCUAACGUCACAGCUGGAUCAACGGUAUGGGAGCAUGAAAACAUCUACCAUCCUGGGCCUAUUAUGGUUUAUAUGUCUAAGGCUGACGGAAACGUUAAGUCCUACGAUGGAAGUAGAGACUGGUUCAAGAUUGCUGAGCUUGGAGGUGAACCGGAGUGUCCAGAAGCUAACGUGGCAGGCCUUACGAGUCAAUUCUUAUUUGACCCCUAUCUAAGAAUCACUAAGCGCCACUCCCACGCGAUCAAAUGGCCUGCCCUAGGAAAGACCGAAUUCCAUUUUACAAUCCCUUCUAAGACGCCAUCCGGUCAAUAUCUACUCCGUAUUGAACAAGUCGGCCUGCACAGGGCUCAAGAAAUACGUGGAGCCGAAUUUUUUAUUUCUUGUGCCCACAUCAACGUUAUAGAAGGCGGCAGUGGCCAUCCCAUGCCAAUGGUAGAAUUCGCUGGGGCUUACGACUGGACAGAUCCAGGCCUUUUAGUGAACAUCUACGAUACCUCGUGCUACGCUCUCCCAGGGCCGCCCGUCUGGGAAGGAAAUAAGGCCUCAAUCGACUAA
Messenger RNA from Aspergillus pseudotamarii, 786 nucleotides. RefSeq names its product lytic polysaccharide monooxygenase auxiliary activity family 9 protein. Lineage: Eukaryota; Fungi; Ascomycota; Eurotiomycetes; Eurotiales; Aspergillaceae. The transcript is spliced from 5 exons. The record is from RefSeq and is a predicted model, not a curated record. The coding region runs from base 1 to 786 and encodes 261 amino acids.